AUGAGCUCUUUCCGUUCCUAUGUUUGGGAUCCCGUUCUGUUGAUUAGUCAAAUGGUUUGUAUGCAGACCGUUUUCUACACCACAGAAACUGCUGCAAUGGUUGCCUUCAGUGUAACAGGUUACACGCCGAUACUGGCUCACAUUUACUCCAUACAGGCUCUCCGGGUAAUGGUGGUCGUGCAACUGUUAGCGACUUUUUCAUGUGGGGUCGCGAUGAGAUUUGUCGUCCAACGUGCCAAACAGUGUUUGGAUUUUUCGUGUACCCUACAUAUAUUUCAUCUGCUCAUUGUUAUCGUCUACAAUCAUGCGUUUCCUACACAAUUACUGUGGUGGGGUGUGCAAGUGGCUAGUGUUGUAAUAUGUACACUACUUGGCGAAUAUCUUUGUAUGACCGCUGAGUCACAAGAAAUACGUCUAGGCCCACCUUCGAAAUACGAUCUCUGA
Messenger RNA from Haemonchus placei, 444 nucleotides. The record is from the annotation of a GenBank genome assembly. Lineage: Eukaryota; Metazoa; Nematoda; Chromadorea; Rhabditida; Trichostrongylidae.